Bipolaris maydis ATCC 48331 is the source of this 678-nucleotide messenger RNA. Lineage: Eukaryota; Fungi; Ascomycota; Dothideomycetes; Pleosporales; Pleosporaceae. The record is from RefSeq and is a predicted model, not a curated record.
AUGUGUCAAGAGCGUUGCGCCCAUCCACACGAUGGGUUCGACGACCCGCUUGCCAAUCCAGAGCCGUCUAUCCGUAAGGGCACACAAGAAGAUUCCGAUGAAGAAGCGUUGAACGACGUGGACGCUGAAUGGGGUGAACUCUCCCAGGAGCUCCCAAAUCGCAACGGCGGUAAUGUCGACUCAUGGGAUCUGCUUGGACGCCGCGCAGAGGAUAACGUUGAUUAUACAAAAAGUGGAUUAUCAGUAGGUACGCGCAACAUUGGGUCUGUUACUUCGUACAAGCAGGUCGAGAUCAAGCAAAGGUUGCUUUGGGACACCUUUGUCGACCACUUCAAGGGUGUAUCCGACAACGAGCCUCUACGGAGGCAGUUGCUCCUCCACGUUGACGACAAAGCAGAUACCACUGUCAUCAUGUCCAUGUGUGCCAAAGUUGAGCGCAUUGCUAGCGACCUUGGCAUAGCCUCCGUUGUCAUUCGGGCAGCUCCUACAGGGGUUGCUGCUUGCAAUUUUGGUGGUAGCACUUUACAUUCGCUUCUUCGACUGCUAGUAAAGGAAAAGGUACACCAAGCACUGUCGCCCGGUAACCUUCGUACACUGCAAGAAAUGUUUCGUUCUCUCCAAUAUUCCAUCAUCGACGAAAAGUCCAUGGGGCCGUUGCGCAAGUCGACGUGGAUUUGA